This is a messenger RNA of Suillus fuscotomentosus, 1421 nucleotides long. RefSeq lists its product as uncharacterized. Gene Ontology annotation, molecular function: protein binding. The coding region runs from base 118 to 1005 and encodes 295 amino acids. The record is from RefSeq and is a predicted model, not a curated record. The transcript is spliced from 4 exons. Lineage: Eukaryota; Fungi; Basidiomycota; Agaricomycetes; Boletales; Suillaceae.
CUUACUCUUGAAACUGAAUUGGUGUGGUGCCUGGCUUGGACUCAGGAUGGGAAAACCCUUAUAUCAGGGUCAGACGAUAGUUCGAUUAGGAUAUGGAGUACAACAACUUGGAAAUAGAUGGCAGUACUAGUGUUGGAUGGGCACACUUGGGGUGUCGGAUCCAUUGCAAUAUCUCCGAAUGGCCGCAUCCUCGCAAGUGCAUCCUGUGAUGGCACAGCACGAUUAUGGAGCCUCAACAACAACCAGCCCGUCGGUUCGCCCCUUCAGCAUCCAAAUUGGGUGACUUCUGUGUCAUUUUCGGCAGAUGGAAAGCUACUAGCCACUGGCUGCGUCAACAAUAAUGCGUAUACAUGGGACGUUGGUGGGAUACUAAAAGAAGCUGGCCUUAGCGAACUUCUGUUGGACAAGCCGGUCCUUGCUGCUGACACUACACCACAUCCAGUCUGUCAGCCAAUCAUCGUCCCCCAGCGCCGGGUUCCCCAUGAUUUUUUUGACGACAUACCACAUCAGGCUCACCACGCAUUGCAUGCAAGCACCCUUCGUGACUGGUUUUUCUCUUUAUUCCGCCCCAUACACCCGGACACUGGCCACGACACGUCUUCACGACCCUGCCCUUUCCACUGGGUUCGAAGUCGUCUCUCUGGGAGACCAACAGGUGAAGAUAUCGAACUUAGCGAGCGUCCAUCAGCAGUAGUCGAUGUUCCGUAUGCCAAGGGCAAACAUAGGAAUGCAUCAGCAAGAGAAAGACAGAUGAAAAUAAUUCCAUUGAAACCUGGGAACCCUGCCGCAGGCCCCUCAUGUCCUCCCAAUAGCAAUACCACACAACAUUCUAAUGGCGCUUCUCAAGCACAGGCUGCUGUCUCCACUGCCUCCGCACCUCCCGUCGUCACUAACACAACUCCAAACACCAAUCCUCAUGUAACAAUAAGACACGCUGGACGCUGGACUCGUUUUUGGGUCUCUAUAUGCUGUCCCUCCUCUAAGUAUACUGACAGUCAUCAUUAAUCUACCCUUCGUCUUUCAAAGAUCUUCUUUGUCAUCUCUUAUAAUUCUGUUGCGCUUCCACUGAUCACGAGUAUACCCAUGAUCAUCAACGAUAUAUCCCGUCCGUUUUCCUGUCCUUUAUCAAGAUCUCUCCCAUCUCAUCUUUCCAAUACAUGAAAUGAAGACAUAGUUGUUUAUCGUACCCUUUGCUACUCUAUGUUUUGUCUUUGCCAAUAAGCCUUCACUGAUCAGGAAAGCGACUCUUCUCAAUAAACAUGUGUACUACUGAAAUGAUAAACACUCGCAUUUGCGUGCUUCAGAAAUGACACAUGUGUAGAUUGGCUCUGGUCACAUCAAGUAGGUAACAAAUAAGUCUACCGAGUGGACAGGAAUACUCGCCUACAGGCCGUUAGUUAGGGAGAAGGAACAAACUGAUU